Molecule: messenger RNA, 3051 nt
Organism: Penicillium alfredii
Lineage: Eukaryota; Fungi; Ascomycota; Eurotiomycetes; Eurotiales; Aspergillaceae
Product: WD repeat protein
Exons: 8
Coding region: 1-3051 (1016 amino acids)
Biological process (GO): protein deubiquitination; double-strand break repair via homologous recombination
Molecular function (GO): ubiquitin binding
Source: RefSeq, a predicted model, not a curated record
AUGGCACGGAAACUGAGCCACCAGCGGGUCACGUACGAACUCCAUCCUUGCGACCGCGGUUUUCUGGAAGACCUGCCUUUUCUGCACGUGGGUUGCACGGCGGCUGAUGUGACGUCUGCCUUUUCCAGAUACUCGGCGGGUCGCGACGGUGUCAUCUGCUCGUGGGAACUCGAUUCUCCAGCCUCGUCUUCGCGCAAACCCGCUCUGGCCGCUUUCAAGACCCAGGUUCAGGCCCAUAGCCACUGGAUCAACGACAUUGUCCUGACCCAGGAUAACUCCGCGCUCGUCUCCGCCUCGUCCGACACCACUGUGCGACUCUGGCGCCCACAUUCGGAAUCGACCGAGGUCCCGGAGCGCAUCGGGAAACACACCGACUAUGUUAAGGCGCUCGCGAGUCCCAGCAGUCAGGCGAGUUGGGUUGCCUCAGGUGGCCUCGACCACAAACUAUACCUGUGGGAUCUGAAUGGCGGUGGGGAUAUCUUGAGCAUCGAUGCCUGUGGGGACGAUAUCGCCGAAAAGGGGUCUGUCUAUGCGCUAGGUGCCGUUUCGUCGGUGCUCGCCAGCGGCGGGCCCGAGAAUGUAGUUCGCGUGUGGGAUCCCAGGUCCGGGAAGCUGGUUACCAAGUUCGUUGGCCACACGGAUAAUAUCCGGGACAUCCUGAUCAAUGAGACCGGUGACACGAUCAUGACUGCCUCGUCGGAUCAAACCAUCAAGAUCUGGUCUCUGACCGCGGGACGAUGCAUGAACACCUUGACCAUGCACAACGAUAGCGUUUGGUCUCUGUACUCGGACCAUCCCGACCUCUCCGUCUUUUACUCUAGUGAUCGUUCAGGCCUGGUGGCUAAGACCGAUACCCGAGGUUCCGUAGAUGCAGAGCAUGGUACAUGCGUUGCCGCGCUGCAAGAACAUGAGGGUGUUGUCAAGGUUGUCGCUUCCGGAGAUUCCAUCUGGACCGCCACCCCCAAGUCAAGCAUUAACCGUUGGAAAGACGUGGAUACUACUGUCGGCAUUGAUCCGCCUCCUGACCCAGCACGCACUAUUGACUCUACUGCUGCCGCCCCUGUGAAUUCGUCCGAUACAGGAUCGCAGAAGAAAAUCCCCUUCCAAGCGGCUUUGCAAUUAUCAGCGACUUCUACGUUACUGGGAAGCCCAUCUUCAAAUGGACCCGUGGAGCCAGAAUUGGGACCAGAAAUUGGGUUGACAAUACCAAUCCAGUCAUUACCGGCGGAAACAAUUGAGGGCCAGGAUGGGUUGAUCAAGUGCUUGAUGUUGAAUGAUCGGAAACGCACCCUCACUCAAGACUCGGCAGGAGAGGUGGUUCUCUGGGAUCUGCUCAAGUGUCUUCCGGUCCAAACAUUCGGCAAACGCCAUAUCGACGACGUUGCUUCCGAGAUCAAUACCGUCGAGAGCAUUUCGCACUGGUGUACGAUAGAUGUCCGCACCGGCCGACUGUCGGUCAUCCUAGAGCCGAAUAGGUGUUUCGAUGCUGAGGUAUAUGCGGACGAGGCUGGUUUAUCGCCCUCCGAUCUAUCACAAUUCCGAGAGGACCAAAGGAUCAAUCUUGGGAAAUGGAUUUUGCGGUGGCUGUUUGCGCCAAUCGUGGAUGAGGAAAUUCGCCGCGACAAUGUUUACCGCGAAUCUGCCAUGGCCAAAGCCCAGGAACUUGUCCCAUCGAGUACGCUAGGCACAUCGGCGCCAGGCGAUGAUAUCCCUCGCAGUGUUGGUAUUCCAAUCUCACAAGGCCACUCAAUGACCACUUUGCGUCCUGGAAUGGAGUUCUCCGGGAGCCCUCAUACCUCCGGGAUUAACUUUGGCACGCCAUCAUCGAACCACCUCAGCACUUCCAUUCAGAGCACCGCCUCUCCGUUCCCUAUGUUUGAUCCCGAGACGCCCGAUUUGCCUGGGUCAGCACAUCACCAUGCCGAUGGGGGUCCGUCCUCUUUCUCGGACAAGUCCAGUGACUACUUCUCAGCGCGGCCCAACGGGCUGCCUCAGCUUGAUACCGAAAAGAAUCUCACGUCACCUACGGAUGCAGGAUCAACACCCGGUGUUCCCCAGUCCCCUGCAGAGCCGGACAAGGAGGAACGCAAGAAGAGCGGAUCAUUGUUUGGAAAGAAAUUCCGAAUGGACUUCCCCAAGAAGCUCGGCCGCACCUCGACCGACGCGAAACCUCAGAUCCAGGAAGAGAAAGUUGAGGAGUCUGAGGUCUCUUCCAUCAAAGAGGAGAAGAUCUACGAACCCAACAUCAGUGGCGUGGCUGAACGAAUUCGAACCGACUAUGAUGAGUUUUUGUCGGCCAACCCAGGCCGAGAAUUGGUGACGGCCAUUACGCCCAGUCCCGAGAGUGAAACGCCGAGGUUGGCAAUCCCCUCACGGACUGCGGUGUUUAUUCAAGAGGAAACUGGGGAGACUGCAGUGGCCUCGGAUCUAUAUCGAGGCAGUGUGGGCCGUAUUGGUCAGGAAAUUGAGCGGCUGGAGAAGUCAAUUCCUCACUGGCUUGGGGAGCUUCUCUUGAAGAACCAAAUCCCGUUUAAGGAGCAGGUCAAGAUCGCUUUCGUGUUGAAGCCAUUUGACGACUCGCUCCCCCCAGUUUCCAAGCCCGAGGUGUAUACCACCAAGCACUGCUGGCCCUCCGCCACCUACCAACGGAACCAACACCUCUCGACUCAACGCCAACCGCAUGCUUCGAGCAAAGAAGAUUCUUGCAUACGUGGCAGAGCGAAUCGACCCCCGAACCCCGACGACUCCGAGGCUCCGACCAUGCCACCGGAAGAAUACCUAGAGCUAUAUUGCCAGAAAAUGUUUUGUCCGCCCAACAUGACCCUAGCCACGAUCCGGACACAUCUCUGGCGCACCUCGGGUGACAUGGUCCUCUACUACAAAGCGAACGGCAAGAAGGAAAUCCCACCGCCCCGAUCCACGACCAACCAUGAUGAAAACCAUCUCACUGCGGGCGAGGCCCACGCUCCUAAUGGUGAAGGAAGUGCACCUCCCGGUAGUAUUCACUCGAUGGCCAAUUCUGGGUCAGUCGCCGGCUCGAUUACUACCUAG